Messenger RNA from Haplochromis burtoni (Burton's mouthbrooder), 2526 nucleotides. RefSeq names its product transmembrane protein 47 (gene tmem47). The record is from RefSeq and is a predicted model, not a curated record. The transcript has 3 exons. NCBI's taxonomy places the organism in Eukaryota, Metazoa, Chordata, Actinopteri, Cichliformes, Cichlidae. Bases 228 to 773 code for a protein of 181 amino acids. Gene Ontology annotation, biological process: cell-cell adhesion. Gene Ontology annotation, cellular component: membrane; cell-cell junction.
AGAGCUCCGUGGCACGGUUCCGUCGGCAGAGCGCCGGAUCCACAGCACACACCGCGGCAACGUCCUCUGGGCUCAGGACGCAGAGUGAGCGGAGGCUCGCCACCACACUGUGCGCGUUCAAGAGGGAACAACCGCAAGUUAUUACUGGUUCAAGGUUGGCGAUUUCCCGCAUUUGUUUCAUUGUUUUUUGCUACUAUUUGUUAUUUAAUGAGUAAGAUACUUUAGACAUGGCUUCAUCCGUGAGCGGCACAGAGGAGGUGCGGGUGACGGCGUUGACGCCCCUGAAGUUGGUGGGACUUGUGUGCGUCUUUCUCGCUCUCUGCCUGGAUGUCGGUGCCAUGUUGAGCCCGGCGUGGGUCACCGCGGAUGACCAGUACUUCCUGUCCCUGUGGGCGUCUUGCUGGAAGCCCGUCAGCUCCGAGGAUUGGUCCUGCAACAGCACGCUGGCCACGGACUGGCAGAUCGCCACCCUGGCUCUGCUGUUGGGGGGAGCAGCCCUCACGCUGCUCGCCUUCCUCGUGGCGCUGUUCUCCCUGUGCUUUGGCUCCAGGAGUCGCUGCUACAAGCCUGUGGCCGUCAUGCUUUUCUCUGCAGUUGUGCUCCAAGUGUGCAGCUUGGUUCUCUUCCCCAUCAAGUUCAUAGAGACGGUCAGUCUGAGGAUCUACCAUGAAUUUAACUGGGGCUACGGCCUGGCAUGGGGAUCCACCAUCUUCUCUUUCGGAGGCGCCCUCCUCUACUGCCUCAACCCCAAAAACUAUGAAGACUACUACUGAAAAGACAAGAGGAGAAACCUGGGACCUCACCCAGCUAGUGUCCACAUUAGUAAUAGCACCUCUGUUACACAUCGCACAAACAGACCAGAAAUAGGAAAAAAAUGCUCAUUAAAAUUUUCAGGACUGGAAAGGAGCUCUUGUAUUUGAUACUGUGAACUUGUUGUCUGAAAUGCUGUCCUUGCUCAUUGGACUGAAGCCCUGAGGUCUCUUAGGAGGGUUGGCAGCGAAUCCAGUCAUAUAAAGAAGCGAGGCACUUUCAUUUGGGAGCGAAUGCCACCGGUCAGAUAAUCCUGCGUCCCCUUUAAGUGUAACUCCAGUAGGUCUUAGUUCUGGACACAAGGUCUGUUGUGAACAGAUGGAUUCGCUGGCCCCAUACCCGGAGGAAUUGAUGGACUAAUUAGCCAAUCAGAGAAGAGAAGGAAAUGUAGAGAGGAAGACAUUCUUUUGAAGUGAUAUCCUGAGGAUGACAAACUGAGGAGGCACACCUAAAGAAUGCAACAUGCCACAUUUCCCCAGAGACGCAACAACAACUGGAGGCUGGCCAAGCUUUCUUCUGCUGCCAGCAGACUUUAAUAUAUCGGAGAAAGCAUGUCACGGAGCUCCCUGGACUCACUGCAUUUGUCCUGUCCUGCUUGUGUCUAUUAUAACUGGGUCAAUAAACAAACAGAAGCUACCUAAGACAGCUAACACCUUCCAAACGGGUGGAAGUAACACAAUCCUAGUUAAUGACUCACUCACGAGUGUCUUCUACACAAAACCUGAUUUACAAGAUGCGAUCAAGAAGUUCUGAGAACAAAACUAUAAAAAAAAUCCAAAGCAUUGCCUGAAUUUAAUUUGGUCAUCUAACGUUCAAAGUUACCUUUUACCCGCGACACUCCCACAAAGCUUCCAGCACAGCUGUUAUUUUUAGAUCGCUCCCUGGAAUUCCAAUUAUCCAUGACCACAGACUGCAAACAUUAGCUUCUGUUUGAACCUGAGCCCUCCGUAGGGAGGACAGUCGCUGGUUUAAGAUGUCCAGCUACAGGAGUCGAGCUGAAGAGGUUCCUCAGCAUUUCCCAGGAUAAACUGGAGGCGGCGGCUGGGCUGUGGAGGUCUGGGCAUCCUUGCUUAGGCUGCUGCCCGGCCCCGGAUCAUAGCUUUUACACUAUGGCAGAUCCAGCAUCAGAGGGCGAUCUAAAAGUAGCAGCCGAUCGUGAGAUCACCUGAAGUCUUGGCUUUAGUAGACCUGCUGUGAGAACCUUUCAAAUACCCCCAGUCAUACCUUCUUUUUCAGGAAACUGCAUCAUAAAUAAACUAAUAAAGCUUAUUAGUUACAAGCACAGCAGUAGGAAGGUAGAGGGCAAAUGACCACGUCUGCUGAGCGAGUGUGCAUGAUCAUACCACCCAGCAUGUGCUCACAGACCUACCCGUGUGAUGCCUCCUUAUCUUCCCUCUCAGUAGGAAAUGAAACGCUCUCAACAGGCACCAUUAAAAAUACAUCUGCUUCCCUAGACUGUAGCUGAAAAAGGCAACAGACUUGGUUUUAGCGUCUGAGCGAAGGUGCACGCCAGAGUGAGACGUGCUGUGUACGAGUGAAACGAGGACCGCGAGGUAGACGACCUACGGCGGCGUGCUGUGGUAACGGCCGUCUUCUUAAAGCUCCUUUAUAGCGUUCAUGAACUCCCUCCUGCAACAUCAAAGUAAAUGAAUGUGUGCAUGCAUUUACAAUUCCCACUGGUCUGAUAAACACAAUAAACAUGUAGUAGAAAAUAAA